Penicillium chermesinum is the source of this 1242-nucleotide messenger RNA. RefSeq names its product ESCO family N-acetyltransferase. The record is from RefSeq and is a predicted model, not a curated record. Gene Ontology annotation, molecular function: protein-lysine-acetyltransferase activity. The transcript is spliced from 2 exons. Bases 1 to 1242 code for a protein of 413 amino acids. Gene Ontology annotation, biological process: mitotic sister chromatid cohesion. Gene Ontology annotation, cellular component: nucleus; chromatin. NCBI's taxonomy places the organism in Eukaryota, Fungi, Ascomycota, Eurotiomycetes, Eurotiales, Aspergillaceae.
AUGCCGUGGACAGUCACCAAUUCUUUUAAGCGAGGCCUGAUGAAAACAUAUGGGAGACCAACAUGGCGCGUCUAUGACGACGAGCGGGCCGCGAAAAAAAGACGCGUCCAGGACGACACUAACGAAGCGGAGGCCAACCUCCAGUAUGCGAUUCGUGAGUCCUCCGCGGCCGUGUUGUCAAGCCCCUCCCGCCGCAACUCGGUAGUGUUGUCCGAGGGCACUCUGGACGAUAUCGACGAUCUCACCACUCCCCCUUCGUCGCCGCCACCACGGCUGACCCCUCCGCCUGCCAAUACUCGCAAGCCAACGUUUUCCUUUUUGAAGCGCAAGCAUAAGGACGCGUCUACCGGCUCCCCCUUAACCGAAGUCAACUCGAAUAGCGUGCGCUCCUCUGCCGAUCCCCCAAAGCAGCAGCAGAUCCAACCACAGCCGCAAACUAAGCCCGCAAAGCAACCGGCUUUGCGACAAAUGCAGAUUGAUUUAGGAGGCGAGGUGCGAAAGAAAUGCGCGACGUGCGAGAUGGAAUAUAACCCGUCCAACUCGGAAGAUGCAAUGCUGCACAAAAUGUUCCAUGAAAUGAACUCUACUGGAGUGGAUUUAGGAAAGGCAUUUAUGAGGGCGAACGCAUCGCGUUGGGUCUACGAAGCAACUAGGUUUGAAGAAGGCUAUGUGGUGAUCGUGGAUCGCAAGUCCUCUCCUAGCGCAAAGAACCAGGCGCAGAACGUGCUUGAAGUCGUCAACAAGGAACUGUGUUCUCCGGAGAUCGACAAUGAUACUUUGUGGAGUCAAACAGUACCACCUAAGGAAGUUCGCGGUAGCGAACCAGAAGAAAAGGCCGAUCGUUACCGCGUCUUUCUGCACAUGAAGGGCAGCCGUUGUGUUGGUCUCUGUCUGACCGAACGCAUAUGGCGGUGCCGGCCUGUGAUCAUGGAUAAAGAAAAUUCUAGCGACUCCGAUAGCUCGAGGGUCGAAGCCCAUUUGGAGUAUCAUCCGGCCAUUGUCGGGGUCUCGCGCAUCUGGACUUCCGGAGCUUCGCGGCGAAAGGGUAUCGCUCUCGACUUGCUUGAUUGCGUUGUGAGCAAUUUUAUUUAUGGUAUGGAGUUGCCUAAGUCUCAGAUUGCAUUCAGCCAAACCACCUCUGGUGGUAAGAAGCUGGCGGAGAAGUUCUUUGAAGACGAAGACACAUGGCAUGUUUACGAUGAACCAGACGGCCCUCGUGACCAAACAACACCUAGACCGUGA